CCACAUCAACUACUGUGUUGAUGGAGUCAUAAGAUAUUUAGAAAACAGUCUCCCUGGAAAUACACGGUAAAAGUCUAGUACGUUAUACGGAUAACAUCGACCACCCUCAAACAGAUUUUUGGAUUACAGUGGCUGUCGCUGAAGCUGAAAGUCAGUUUGCAGAGGAAAAAUCUUAGAAAGGAAUGCCAGCAUCAACAACCCCUUGAAUCUCCUGCCAUCAGAGAGAGAGAGAGAGAGAGAGAGAGAGAGAGAGAGAGUGAGAGAGGGAUGGGGGAGACGGAGGAUGAGCGUACGUCUCAAGCCGGCCAGCUGUUUGAGAACUUUGUGCAGGCCACCACCUGUAAAGGCACCCUGCAGGCCUUCACCGUCCUCAGCAGGCAGCUGGAGCUGAACCCCGCUGACCACAGAGGCUUCUACAGCAGCCUGAAAGCUGCAGUCACCUACUGGAAGGCCAAAGGCCUCUGGGGGAAACUGGACAAGAGAGCCAGCCACAAGGAGUACAAUAAGGGCAAAGUUUGCGUGGACACCAAGUGUCUCAUUAUUGGUGGCGGCCCCUGUGGCCUUCGCACCGCAAUAGAGUUAGCCUUGCUGGGAGCCAAGGUGGUGGUGAUUGAAAAGAGGGACACCUUCUCCAGGAACAAUGUUCUGCAUCUUUGGCCUUACACCAUCCAUGACCUCAGGAACCUUGGAGCCAAGAAGUUCUAUGGAAAGUUCUGCGCCGGAUCUAUAGACCACAUCAGUAUUCGUCAGCUGCAGCUCAUGCUGUUAAAGAUCGCUCUCAUUGUUGGGGUGGAGGUACACAUCAAUGUGGAGUUUGUCAAACUUCUGGAGCCGCCUGAGGACCAAGGGACUAAUGGGCCAGGAUGGAGGGCUGAGAUCCGUCCGGCUGAUCACCCGAUCUCAGAUUAUGAGUUUGAUGUGAUAAUUGGAGCGGAUGGAAGGAGAAGCACUCUUGAUGGCUUUAAAAGGAAGGAGUUCAGAGGAAAAUUAGCCAUCGCCAUCACAGCAAACUUUGUCAAUCGCAACACCACGGCUGAGGCCAAAGUGGAGGAGAUCAGCGGCGUGGCCUUCAUUUUCAACCAGAAGUUCUUCCUGGAGCUAAAGGAGGAGACAGGGAUUGAUUUGGAAAACAUUGUCUAUUACAGGGACAACACGCACUACUUUGUCAUGACUGCAAAAAAACAAAGCUUGCUGGAUAAGGGAGUGAUCAUCAAUGACUACAUUGAGACGGAACGGCUGUUGGCGAGUGACAAUGUGAACCAAGAAGCUUUGCUCUCAUACGCCCGUGAGGCUGCAGAUUUUGGCACAAAUUACCAGCUGCCCUCCUUGGAUUAUGCCAUCAACCACUACGGCCAGCCAGACGUAGCCAUGUUUGACUUCACUUGCAUGUACGCCUCAGAGAACGCAGCACUGGUGCGGGAAAAGAACGGCCAUCAGCUGCUGGUGGCACUGGUUGGGGACAGUCUGCUGGAGCCUUUCUGGCCCAUGGGUACUGGAUGUGCUCGAGGGUUUCUGGCUGCCUUUGACACAGUGUGGAUGAUAAAGGGUUGGGCUCAGGGUAAAGGACCCCUUGACCUUCUAUCAGAGAGGGAGAGCAUUUAUAGACUGCUUCCUCAAACAACAGCUGAAAACAUUUCUAAGAACUUUGAGCAAUACACCAUAGACCCUGCUACCCGUUACCCAAACCUCAACUCCACCUGUGUACGACCACAUCAGGUACGGCAUCUGCACAUUAACGGCGAGCAGGAAUUAAGUUCUCUGGAGCGCAGUGGACCCACACGCAGAUCUGUUAACAUCUCCAGAAAAGAGUCAGAGGUGCGUCCCAAUCGGCUGCUUAUUUGGUGUCAGAAACAGACUCAAGGCUACAGGGGAGUGGACGUGACUGACCUUACGACCUCCUGGAGGAGUGGCCUAGCUCUGUGCGCCCUCAUCCACCGCCAACGACCGGACCUCAUUGAUUAUGAUUCUCUAAACAAGGCAGACUGCGCUAAGAACAACCAGUUGGCAUUUGACGUGGCAGAGCGCGAGUUUGGCAUCCAGCCGGUCACCACAGGCAAGGAGAUGGAUGCUGAACGGGGGCCAGACAAGCUAAUCAUGGUGCUCUAUCUUUCCAAAUUCUUCGAGAUGUUCUGCAACUCGACUCAACCUGCUACAGGUGUACCCAAAGAGACUGAUCCAAAUAAUGAGGACUAUUCAGCAAAGACUGCAAACUCUGUUUACAACUCGAUAAAUCUCCCACUGCCAAGAAAGAGGAUUCCAAAGGUUGAUAAGAAGUUGGAAGACAGUGACACAAACAAAAAGAGAAAGAAGGCCACCAGCCACCUGGAGGAGCUGAUGUCCAAUCAGAGUGCACCCCCUGUAGGAGAGAGAGGGGAACAGAAGGAAAAUAAGGUGCGCUCCAUGGCAACUCAACUGCUGGCCAGGUUUGAGGAGAAUGCCCCAAGCUGUGCCUUGCGCAGACAGUCUGAAUCUGAGACUGACUCUGAUGCUGAAAAGCCUGUAUCUUUGGACAUGGCUGAAAACCCACGCUUUGCCAAACCUAAGAGCCAGCCCACACCCCCAACUCCCCCUCCACCCAAACCAAAAUGGCAGCCAUCUCCUUAUCUAAGACUGCUUGAAACUCACACCCGACAUGAACCUCAGCAUACAGAUGCCCAGCCCUCCGACCACCAUAUAGCGAUCCAAUCAAGUUAUGGGUACACAGAAAUCCAGUCCGACCACAAACGGACUGGAGUUCACUCCAGUUUCCAGCUAACUGAAAUGAUCUCAAGUUAUCAAACCAUUGAAUCCCAUCCCAGAUCUCCUCACAUUCUUUUCAAAGUGCUCCAGCCAGUUUCUCAAACCCAGCUGCCCACGCGGGCAGCAGAUCCAUCAGAUUCUCUCCCAUUAAUUACACCAGCCAUGGGUGGGAUGUUCCAAUGUCUGCAGAGGCUAGAAGAAGAAAUCAGCCAGAAAAAAGCACAGUCUGAAAUGGCUAGACAAUUUAACAAAAAGAGCAUAAAGGAACGGGCUCAGCAACUGAGCUGCCUGUUCACUGGCAAGCCACCUCUACCUCAGGCAGAUGAAGCCUCUUCUGCUGUUUCUUCCUCUCCUUCUAAAACUUCCUCAGAAUACUCUACUUUCUCCUGUCUUCUGUCUCCUGUUCCUUCAGUGCAACACAAACAGAAAGACACUUUCAGAUGGGCAGCCCCCACACUUUUGACCGACAACCAACCCACAGACAUUUCUUGCGAUGGAGAUUCAGAAACAGACUUGAACCAUAAUAAACAUACAGAAUGCUCUGAAAUCAGACGUGUCGAGUGCCUUGACGCCUCCAAACAGAGAACAGUGGGGAAAGUUUCCUCUGCCAUUGGGGUUAAAGCAGCUACACUGGCAAUCUUGUAUGAAACCGAUCACAGGCCUAACAACCCAUUUACCUUCUCACUGACCAGCCUGCGUAAGGAGUUUCCACAGGGCCUGGGUGGCAGUGACACCUGCCACUUCUGUAAGAAGCGAGUGUAUGUAAUGGAGCGACUCAGUACGGAGGGAUACUUCUUCCACAGAGAGUGCUUCCGCUGUAAUGUCUGUGGCUGUACAUUGAGACUGGGCAGUCAUGCUUUUGACUCGAAUCAAGGCACUUUUUACUGCAAGCUGCACUUUUCUCAACGGAAAACCAGCAGUAGUCAACGAAGAGGAGAGGUGCACAAUGGCAGCAGACCCUCAACCAGCGCUAGUUCUGAUUACACGGCCAUCGAUGGCCUCCAGAGACAGCCCUCAGGAGCUGUAUCUGAUCCCAAAAUUAAGAUCGACCAGAAGGGUUUGUCUCAUCCCAGCACUUCGGAAAAGACCCCAGAGGUGCAGACCCUCUCUGACUUAACAGAACUCAUAAACAUGAGUGAAGUUAAAGAUUCAUCUCAAAAGCCAGAUCAUGCAGAGUCUGUACCUGUGUGUCCCAAAUCCUUACAGCAGAAAGUGAAACGCUCUGUCGUCAAAGGAGAAAUUACCAACAAAAACAACCUCUGGAAGAAGAAAAUUCGAUCCACUCUACCCCUCAUCCUGAUAAAGAAAUUUCAACGUGGAAAAUCAGCCGACAAAACUGAUACCCUCACAGAGGAGGAUGUCAACUCUGACUUUGAGGAGAUUCAUGAAUCUUUUUCCCCAUCAAAGCCUGAAAAACAGACUGCAGAGCCUCACUGCCCCCUAAUGGAGGACAAGAAGUCAAUACCCCUCGAUGAAAUCCCAAAGAUCCCACUAUAUCGUUCACAGAUUCUUCCUAAUCCCUCAAAAGCCAGCACUUCCUCUUCAGAGCAGAAUUCUGAUGCCACAGCUAUUCCCUUGGAGGAACUGAACUCCAACAGUCCCAAGAAGAGGCUCAUGCUGUCUCUCUCUGAGAAGGAGAAGCUGCUUAACUGGGACUUAACCACUCCUGGGAAGUUCUCAGCCUCUGGAGUAGCCACUACUAGAGUGGAAAGACGUGACAGCACAGUUAAGAUUUCUCAGAAAAAUCGACCAGAACCCCAAGCUCAACCAGAACCCAGCUGUCGACGACAUGACCCCAACCCACCGCUCUUUGGCUUCCAACCAUGGGCCAACAGUUUCUGGAAGUCCUUCUCCACCAAGGGUAAAAACCCUGUGGUCCUCAGAAGGAACCAACCAAUGAAAGCUAGGCCGUUGUCUGAGGGGUCCUUCAACCUCAGCUCCUUGCUUGGAACUAGCUCCCAGGAAAAUCAGGAAGAGGAGCCCAGCAACCAGUCUAUAGAUGAAAGUCAAUCCAGACUGAGGAGUGGAAGUGAGCUCACAACCUUACUGGAGCAGGUGGCUCUCAGUGCUAAGCCUCCAAGGGGCACCAAAGACGAUAUGGCCUCCAUGGCACCCAGGAAGCUCAAUUUCUUCUCCUCCCUACGGAUCAAAAGAAACGAAAGAGCAGAUCAGAGCCAGGGGGAUAACCAGAAGGACAUCUUGACCAUACUUUCCAGGUUUAGGAACAAAGCUUCUGGUCAGCAACAACAGCAACAGGAAUCCAACUCAUCUAGUGAAGAUGAACAGGAACCUGGCACACAAAGGAUGCACAGAGGCACCUCUGAGACACAGAAAGAGAAACGGGAUAAGAUUGUCAUCCAACAAACCAAGAGAGAACAGCUGAAAAGACUCCAUAGGGCUCAGACGAUUCAGAGACAGCUGGAGGAAGUUGAGGAGAAGCAGAGAGCUCUGGAGGAGAAAGGUGUGGCUCUGGAGAAGAUCCUCAGAGGAGAAACUGAAGACAACUCAGCAGAUGAGACUACGCACCUACAAACCUGGUUCAAACUGGUUCUGGAGAAGAACAAAUUGGCCCGAUACGAGUCGGAAAUAAUGAUCUUUGCUCAGGAACUGGAGUUGGAGGACACUCAAAGUCGUCUACAGCAAGACUUGAGACGGCGAAUGGCCAUUGAAGACUGUGAAAAGAGUGCAAGUGAGCUGGCUGAGGAGCAGAGCUUGCUGGUGGAGAUCAUGAAGGUGGUGGAGAAAAGAGACAAACUGGUUGGUUUACUGGAGGAGCAAAGGCUGAAGGAGAAGGCUGAGGACAGAGACCUGGAGAGCAUGAUCCUCUCUAGGGGAUAUCAGUUCCACUGGACCUAAAAAAAAUAAAAUAAACAAAAUCCCACUGCUGUUCCUAAUAUCUACUGGAUUAAACAUUUCCCUUGAGCAAUGUGGAUCUACUGUACUGUCCUGCAAGAUGAACUACUGAAGACUGAGAGAGAACAUUAUUUAACGUUCAGCUGCUGGAUCUUGAACAUACUGUAACAAACUUGUUUAAUGCUGCCUUUUGUUUUUUAAAAGAAAGAAAUGAUAAAAACAAAAACAAAUAUGUGCCUCUUUAAUAACUGAAAAUGAGUUCAUAAAUGUUAGAUUUCAUUUAGUCAGUAUGUUCAGGCCACAGUUCUAAAAGUUGCACAGCCACAGAGAGGUGAGGAGAAAGACCACAAAUUUUAUCCACAAUGGUGCAAUAGUAUGUGUAUAGUCAAAGCUGUUUUGUUUUUUGGACUCGUUUGAUUUAUCUUUCUGUGUUGUUAAAAGGUUUAAUUAUUGUCUGUUCAGUUUUACUGUGAUUAUUCUAAUAGAGGCUAAAGUUUAAUGACAGUUUGAUGUGUAUGUUGAGUGUACUCUUUGUUUCUCUCUUAGUCUUGCAACAAACAGGCAUUCUCAACUUAAAUUGCAGUUAUUUUCAAAGCAUUACAAAAUAUCAUUGAUUUGUUCCAAGAAUUAAGAAGCGCUUCUGUAAAUGUAUGGUUGGGUUCUGGUUUUAUUUGUCUGUUCCAUUGUUUAAUGUAUAUAAUAAAUGUAAAAACAAUU
Myxocyprinus asiaticus (Chinese sucker) is the source of this 6309-nucleotide messenger RNA. RefSeq names its product microtubule associated monooxygenase, calponin and LIM domain containing 2b (gene mical2b). Lineage: Eukaryota; Metazoa; Chordata; Actinopteri; Cypriniformes; Catostomidae. Gene Ontology annotation, molecular function: protein binding; FAD binding. The record is from RefSeq and is a predicted model, not a curated record. The coding region runs from base 268 to 5595 and encodes 1775 amino acids. The transcript has 37 exons.